Messenger RNA from Effrenium voratum, 1377 nucleotides. Lineage: Eukaryota; Dinophyceae; Suessiales; Symbiodiniaceae. The record is from the annotation of a GenBank genome assembly.
AUGGCGCGCGACACGACCGACGAAAGACCGAUCGAGACCGUCGAGGAGCUGGCGGCCGAUCUGGAGGCGGGAUGCAAGCCGGCCGAAGACUGGCGGAUCGGAACCGAGCACGAAAAGUUUCCUUUCUAUGCAGCCAACAAUGCGCCGGUGCCCUAUGGCGGCGAGCGUGGCAUCGCCAAACUGCUCGAAGGCAUGCAGGACAAGCUCGGCUGGCAGCCGAUCAUCGAUGACGGCAACAUUAUCGGCCUUUACGAGCCGACCGGCACGGGCGGCGCGAUCUCGCUGGAGCCCGGCGGCCAGUUCGAACUGUCGGGCGCGCCGCUGGAAACGAUCCACCAGACGUGCCGCGAAUCGAAUGCCCAUCUCGCCCAGUUGCGGCUGAUCGCCGAUCCGCUCGGCAUCAAGUUCCUCGGCCUUGGCGCAAGCCCGAAAUGGUCGCUGGACGACACGCCGAAAAUGCCGAAAUCGCGCUACGACAUCAUGCGCGCCUACAUGCCGAAGAAGGGCGAUCAAGGCCUCGACAUGAUGCACCGGACAUCGACCAUCCAGGUCAAUCUGGACUUCUGCUGCGAAGCCGACAUGCGCAAGAAGAUGCAGGUCGCCUACCGGCUGCAGCCGAUCGCCACGGCGCUGUUCGCCAAUUCGCCCUUUACCGAGGGCCGGCCGAACGGCAUGGUCUCCUGGCGCGCCGACAUCUGGCGCGACGUCGAUCCGGACCGCAGCGGCGUUCUGCCCUUCGUCUUCGCCGACGAUUUCGGCUUCAUGGAUUAUGUGCAGUGGGCGCUCGACGUGCCGAUGUAUUUCGUGCUGCGCGAGGGCCGCUACAUCGACUGCACCCACGUCACCUUCCGGCAGUUCAUGGAUGGCGCGCUUGAAGGCGAGAUUCCCGAUCCGCGUCCCAACAAGGGCGACUGGACCAACCAUCUGUCGACGGUCUUUCCCGAGGUGCGCCUGAAGCGUUUCAUCGAGAUGCGCGGCGCCGAUGGCGGGCCGUGGCGGCGCAUCUGCGCCCUGCCGGCUUUGUGGGUCGGUCUUCUUUAUGACGAGACGGCGCUGGACGCCGCCGACACGCUUACGCAGUCAUGGAGCCACGACGAUGUGGUGGCGCUGCGCGAUGCGGUCCCGGUGGAAGGCCUGCACGCCCGCAUCCACAACCAGUCGGUCCGCGAGAUCGCCUAUGAGGUGCUUGAGAUCGCCCGGGCCGGGCUGAAAUCGCGCGCCAAGUUCAAUCAGGACGGGUUCGACGAAGCGCAUUUUCUGGCGCCGCUCGAAGAAAUCGCAGCGCGCGGCACGACCGCGGCCGAACAGAUGGUGACCAAAUAUCACUCGGUCUGGGGCGGUUCGGUGGAGCCGGCGUUUCUGGAGUAUGCCUACUGA